Messenger RNA from Aspergillus novofumigatus IBT 16806, 2672 nucleotides. RefSeq names its product glycogen [starch] synthase. The transcript is spliced from 6 exons. Gene Ontology annotation, biological process: glycogen biosynthetic process. Gene Ontology annotation, molecular function: alpha-1,4-glucan glucosyltransferase (UDP-glucose donor) activity. Bases 301 to 2379 code for a protein of 692 amino acids. NCBI's taxonomy places the organism in Eukaryota, Fungi, Ascomycota, Eurotiomycetes, Eurotiales, Aspergillaceae. The record is from RefSeq and is a predicted model, not a curated record. Gene Ontology annotation, cellular component: cytoplasm.
AGAAAUUUUCUUUUUCGUCAGAUAAAUUAUUGGCAUUCCAAGUUUUAUAAUUCUACCUCUUCACUAUAUUUUGAACUCCCUUCAAAACCUCUACACCCCUCCCUCUUCUCGUGCGGCCUCAAACCUGGUCGGGUACCUGAGACAAGACGAACCUCACCCGCAGCUGAAUCUGGACAAACGCAGAACCAACCUCCCACACUAGACUAAUCCCCGCCACUCGGACCCCCGCACGGUCGAAACCACCUUUUUCUUGGAGAAGAGAGAAGGAGAGACGGGAGACGAAAAGCUGCAGGUAUCACAAUGGACAGCGAGGAUACUGGUCCCGACCCUCCCAAGAGAGAUGUUCGCAACCACAUCCUCUUUGAGAUUGCUACCGAAGUCGCCAACCGAGUCGGUGGUAUUUACUCCGUGCUCAAGUCUAAAGCUCCAGUCACUACAGCUGAAUAUGGUGAUCGAUACACCCUGAUCGGCCCUCUCAACCGGGCCUCCGCAGCUGUGGAGGUGGAGGAGCUGACUCCCUCGAACCCUCGCAUGGUGGAGACCAUGAACUCCAUGAAGGAGCGUGGCAUUGACAUGGUAUAUGGUCGCUGGCUGAUUGAGGGUGCUCCCCGGGUCCUCCUCAUCGACACAGGAACUGGAUACAAGUACCUGGAUGAGUGGAAGGGCGACCUAUGGAAUAUCGCCGGUAUUCCGUCUCCGGCCUCGGAUACGGAGACCAAUGAGGCCAUUGUCUUCGGUUACUUGGUGGCAUGGUUUUUGGGAGAAUUUAUCGCUCACGAACGCCGGCGUGCAGUAGUCGCUCAUUUCCACGAAUGGCUUGCCGGUGUCGCCCUGCCUCUGACCAAGAAGAGGCACAUGGAUCUGACCACUAUCUUCACGACUCAUGCAACCUUGCUUGGUCGGUAUCUUUGCGCCGGGUCUGUCGACUUUUACAACAAUCUACAGCAUUUCGAUGUGGACGCCGAGGCUGGCAAGAGAGGCAUCUAUCAUAGGUACUGCAUCGAGAGAGCCGCCGCGCACGGCGCAGACGUCUUCACUACGGUCUCACACAUCACUGCAUUUGAGAGUGAGCAUCUGCUCAAGCGCAAACCGGACGGGGUGCUUCCCAAUGGAUUGAACGUCAAGAAAUUCGCAGCAGUGCAUGAGUUCCAAAACUUACACUCCCAGUCCAAAGAGAAGAUCAACGACUUCGUUCGCGGUCACUUCUAUGGCCACAAUGACUUUGAUCUGGACAACACACUCUACGUCUUCACGGCAGGUCGGUAUGAAUUCCGGAACAAGGGAGUGGAUAUGUUCAUUGAGGGCCUGGCUCGUCUCAAUCAUCGCCUCAAAGCUAGCGGGUCCAAAACGACUGUUGUGGCCUUUAUCAUCAUGCCCGCACAGACAUCGUCGCUGACUGUGGAGGCCCUCAAGGGUCAAGCGGUCGUCAAGUCCUUGCGAGAUACAAUCGAGAUGAUCGAAAAGAGUAUCGGAAAAAGGAUGUACGAGCGUUGCUUAGCCUGGAGAGAAGGCGACAACAUGCCCGACGAGAAGGAUUUGAUUACCAGCCAAGACCGUGUGCUGCUGCGUCGGAGACUUUUCGCCAUGAAGCGGCACGGACUGCCUCCGAUUGUGACGCACAACAUGCUCAAUGACCAUGAGGAUCCGAUUCUCAACCAAAUUCGUCGGGUCGAGCUUUUCAACUACCCGACGGACCGCGUCAAGGUCAUCUUCCAUCCGGAGUUCCUGAACUCCUCCAAUCCGGUUCUGCCUCUGGAUUACGACGACUUUGUCCGUGGUACGCAUCUGGGAGUCUUCCCCUCGUACUACGAACCCUGGGGUUACACGCCCGCAGAAUGUACCGUGAUGGGCGUUCCAAGCAUCACCACCAACUUGUCCGGUUUCGGCUGCUACAUGGAGGAAUUGAUUGAAAACUCCUCCGACUAUGGAAUCUACAUUGUGGACCGUCGCAUGAAGGGCGUUGACGACUCGGUCAAUCAGCUGACUGAAUUCAUGUUCAACUUUGUCCAGAAGAGUCGGCGACAGCGCAUUAACCAAAGGAACCGCACGGAACGUUUGAGUGAUCUGCUCGAUUGGAAGCGUAUGGGUUUGGAAUAUGUCAAGGCUAGACAGCUGGCUCUAAGAAGAGCCUACCCUUCAUCCUUCGAUGGUACCGAAGACUAUUUCGACGUCAUUGGAGGAACAGAGCAGAAACUUUCGCGUCCAUUGUCAGAAGUCAAGGAGGACCUGGGCACUGAGGACUAUAUCGCAUGGCGUUUGCCUACUAGCGAGGAGGAAGAGCCUGAUGACCAUUACUUCCCGCUCACUCUACGGACGAAGAAGUCUUCGGAUCGACCUUCGUCGCCAUUGGAUAGCAUCCCCGUUAACGGUGGCCGCUGAUUCCGAUGGCCAUGAUCGAAGGGUUUGAUCACUCGCGGAUCCACAACUCCAAGUGAGCAUGAUUUAAAUUUAAAGAAUCAAGUCACCGGCAGCUGUAACCCCACUGAUUGUCGAUCUGCAUUUUUUUUCUCAUUUCAUUGUUCAUUGUUUUCUCUCAUUCUGCAUCAAACCUGCAUGUUCUCUUUCCUUGUUCUCUGGAUCAUCAUUUCAACUACGUGCUAUAUUUCUUGGAGAUGAUUGAUGUGGACUUAUUUGACCCGACUGUUUGUUGCGUCAAUCUGAUCAUGAUCGCC